AUGAGGCGCACAGGAAUUGACGGCCACCCGACUGAGGGACAAGACGGUACACCAACAGCCCCUAAGCGAAACCAACAAGAGGCUGGGAUUGGCAGAGAGAAGUACCCUACGCAGCCGCGAGGGGCCCAGCGGAACAUCACACCAACGACAGGAGGCGCUUUCAGUGAGAGGACCCAGCGGCUGGUCGAUGAUUUCCUUCGUAGGACAGGGCGAACAGUCCGAGGAAACACUUCUCGUCCAAAUCAAGAAGUAUCGACGCCCAAUGAAGCGGAGGCCGAAGAGCCAACAUCUGAUCAUCAACUUGCGCCGGUGGAGACGGGCUCGGGAACAACUGAACCUUCAGAACCUGCCAUUGAGGUGACAGGAGCCCUACUCCCGGAAGAUUAA
This is a messenger RNA of Penicillium hordei, 387 nucleotides long. RefSeq lists its product as uncharacterized. Bases 1 to 387 code for a protein of 128 amino acids. The record is from RefSeq and is a predicted model, not a curated record. Lineage: Eukaryota; Fungi; Ascomycota; Eurotiomycetes; Eurotiales; Aspergillaceae. The transcript has 2 exons.